AUGGAUCAGGAUUUCGAGUCGUCGAAUUUCAUCUCAAACAUGAUUCAGAUCAUCACUCUGGUGAGGUCAAUGGAUCCGAAACCGGAGUCGUCGGAGCUCACAUCACUCGUUACUCGAACAAUCUCCGUCUUAGACUCUAUGGAUUUGGCUUCUCAGCCGAAGCCGCUGCUCUCUGAGCUCAUAUCACUCGUGACUCAGAUAAUCAAUCUCAACUCGGAGGCCAUGUUACUUGUUCCUCAAGUGUUGGCUCUUGAACCAGAGCUUGAGCUCAUAUCGCUCCUCAGUCAAAUCAUCACGCUCAUGAAUCCCGAUUCUCAGUGGAGGAAGCUCAUACCACCGGCUACAACUAGCACCCACCCGAUACUAUGGAUUCGGAGUCGGAGUCGGAGUCGAAGCUCUUCUCACUCCUUUGUGGCAUGA
This is a messenger RNA of Microthlaspi erraticum, 420 nucleotides long. Lineage: Eukaryota; Viridiplantae; Streptophyta; Magnoliopsida; Brassicales; Brassicaceae. The record is from the annotation of a GenBank genome assembly.